AACAAGAAGCAACCCUACAUUCAUGCCAUUGGCAAGCUAGGGUUUAAUAAGGGCAGAACAAUGCCCAUUUGGUGUGAGCUUUUUAAAUGCAAAGUAAAUAAGGUGGAUCAUUCAAUAAGGCAAGUGAAAUUCAGGUGCACCUAUUAAAUUCCCAAUUCAUGAAAUAAAGGGUAUUUAGGUAAUUUUACAAUUUGUAACCCUAUAUAUAUGAAAACACCUUUUAGACAUUUUAGCUUAUGUUUCCGAUAAUUAUUACUUUACACACAAAUAAUUAAACAAAAUCUCAACUCUCAUUGCUGUGUUUGACCUCAAAAGUGAUAUUAGUUUUAGAGAGAGAAACAGUUUGGUUUCUUGAUUUGGAAGAUGAGAGGUGUGAAUGAUUCCAUGGUCGCAUCGGCGAUGCACUCGUCGGAGAACAGAGCAACUCACUCUUCUUCCGUUCAGAAAAGAAGAUGGAAAAGCUGUUGGAACAUAUCAUGGUGUUUUGGAUCUCAAAAACACAGCAAGAGAAUCGGCCAUGCGGUUCUUGUUCCGGAGCCUGGUUACUCAGGAACCAUGGCUCAACCACCUACAAACAUGUCUCAACAACCUUCAAGAGUUCUUCCGUUUAUCGCCCCACCCUCGUCUCCGGCAUCUUUCCUUCAUUCAGAACCACCGUCCGCCACCCAUUCGCCUGGCGGCUUCCUAUCCUUCACCUCAGUAUCAGCCAGCAUGUAUUCGCCUGGCGGCCCGGCUAACAUGUUUGCCACUGGCCCGUAUGCACACGAAACACAAUUGGUAUCCCCGCCAGUGUUCUCGACAUACACCACCGAGCCAUCCACCGCGCCUUUUACACCACCACCGGAGUCUGUUCAUAUGACUACACCUUCCUCGCCCGAAGUCCCUUAUGCUCGGCUUUUGAGCUCGUGUGACCAAAACAAUGUUAUACCAUAUGAGUUUCAAUCUUAUCAGUUAUACCCUGGAAGCCCAAUGGGCCAGUUGUUAUCACCAAGUUCGGGAAUUUCCACUUCGGGCACCUCGUCUCCGUUCAUGGAUGGCGAUUUCGCUUGUGAUGGCCCACACUACCUUCAAUGGGAAUCACGAAUGGAUCAACAUCAUUUGGUUGAUCAUAGGGUGUCGUUUGAGGUAACUCCGGAACAAGUUGUUAGAUGUGUUGAAAGAAGACGGUGUGCUGACAUGGCAAACGGGCGUGAUGACGUGGCAACAGGUCAUGAAUACUCUAACUGGGAGGGUGGGCCAAGACAUCAGAAGCAUAGAUCAUCUGUUAAAGAAUUCAACUUUGAUAGUACCGAUGGAGCCGAAUACGAUUGGUGGACAAGCGAGAAAGUUCUUGAGAAAGAACACGGGCCGAUCAAGAACUGGUCUUUCUUUCCAAUGAUGCAGCCAAGUUUUAGCUAAUGAUUGGACGCCACAAACGACCCAAGAAUCAUCAAGAAAUCAAGAAUCAGAAGGAUAGUGAUGACCCGUUUGGGGAUGGUGUUUGUACUCAGAAAUGAACUCUUUUUUCAGCCUAAAAAGGGCAUAGAAGUUAGAACCUAACACUACCAUCAAUAUAUGUAAGCUAAAUAAGCUCAUAGGUACAAUUUUUGUUUUGUUUAAGGGUAGUAGGAAAACUCUGCUCCGGUUCAAGAUUCAAACCUGUGAGCUUGAACAUUAGUGUUGUAGCUCAUUGAGCGCCAUUUGACUGACCCGUAACAGCGAGUUUUUAGUCAUGUGAACACGCUAAUUAUGAUGACGGGUUUUUCUUUUCUCGAGUCUUGGUGUUUUGUACAAGUGUAUUAUGAUCAGUAGGAUAGAGCAAGAAAAUUGUGAAGAGAGAUUUGGUAUCUUCACAUGGUACUAAUUUUGAUGUAUUGUAUUCAUUGUUGCUUGUUUGAUUCAA
Messenger RNA from Helianthus annuus (common sunflower), 1882 nucleotides. RefSeq lists its product as uncharacterized. The coding region runs from base 364 to 1398 and encodes 344 amino acids. Lineage: Eukaryota; Viridiplantae; Streptophyta; Magnoliopsida; Asterales; Asteraceae. The record is from RefSeq and is a predicted model, not a curated record. The transcript has 2 exons.